CUCACAGCUUUAACCAUAGCGUUUGUUAUCUGUUGGUCACCCUUUAUGAUCACACGAACACUAAUUUACUUCCAUUUGGCGUCACCUGGUGUUGCUUGGAGGGCAUCUCAACUUCUGAUAUGCGUCAACCCUGCUUUGGAUCCCUUGUUAUACGGCUACUAUGGUGGAAAUCUAAAAACUGUAUUAAGAAGAGUUCUGAGGUGCCAUUUUUCACAGCGACAGGAACAUACAGAUGUUGCUUGCAUGACUGUGUUUCAAGCAAACAGAUCGGCCAGAUAAGGAGAAAAUUGAGUGUUGUGAGCGUAUUUAAAAUGGACAAAAAGAUAGUUUUUUUUGUGAAGUUGUGUAGCUUACUCAUUGAGACAAAUGUAAAUAAAAACAAUAACAACAAAACCCCAAAACAACAAAAAAUAGGCCAUUUUCACUAUGACGACAUUUGACUAAUAACAGAAUUCAUUUCUUUUUUGCUUUCUUAUUUUAAUUUGUCAAUUAGUCUGAAGUUUAAAAAACAAUAGCUCUAAUGUGCUCUAGAAAACAGCAAGCUGAUAGUUCUGCUAGUUAUAGUAAAAUGACGUCAUCAUGCAACUGUCCUGUUGAGUAUUUCAUAAUUUACUAGACGAGCAGUUAAAGCGACUUGCUUAGGUUCGUAAUGCCGUGGUUUUAUCACUGAGGGAGAUUGAGGAGAGUUGAAACAGCAACCCUUGUGGGUAGGAGUUAUGCCGAAAGAAGGAGACGGGGGGUGCAGGUCAAUAUGGUGUUUUCGACAUGGCGAUUAUGCGAAGAAAACACUCGUGCAACCACCCAACGAAUCGAAAAUGCCUUGCAAACGAUCACAACCUUCUUGUGGCUCGGAUAUAACCACGAAGUCACGGUCGGUUAAGUCGCAGUCAUUUACAACGACGCAGUCUCAAACAGUAUCCCCUUCUUCGUCGUAACACUAGUUCAAAACUCUAGGAAUGUGUUAAUCCAAGAGUUAGGUUAUAAUAGUAAUCAACAGGAAACUAGCGUAGCAAGGUAGGGCACGCAGAAAAAAACGGUUUGAGCUGUUGUUCCUCUCGUGUGGCUCAGACCACUCACAGUUUUUUUUUGUUGUUGUUUUUUAGAGUCUACUUUAUUUGUCUUGCACGCGGAAUUAUUAGGUCAGGGCCUCAGUUUUUAACAAUUUCAGUUUUUUUCAGCAUUACGAUGCAUUUUAUGACAAAAAUAUUGGACUGGUGAUUGAUGCAAACGCCACCAAGGGAUAAUUUUUAUAUCAUUUAACAGUAAUUAUUGAAUGGGAAGGCUGAGUAUGAUCGUGAAUAAUGAUGCAGAAUGACCGCCGCCUGGUUAGCUCAGAGGCUGCGGGUUUAAACCCCGGCCGGACCAACACUCAGGGUCUUAAAAUAACUGAGAAGAAAGUGCUGCCUUGGUAAUAAGAUCUGCAAAUGGUUAGACUUUAUAGUCUUCUCGGAUAAGGACGAAAAAGAGUAGGUCCCGUCUCACAGCACUUUCACUGAUUUGUUCUUGUGGGACGUAAAAGAACCCUCAUCAUUAUUCGAAAAGAGUACGUAGGGCUCUUAGACCCCGGUAGUGUGGCACCUCCCAGGAGAUCUGAGUCCCGUUCGUACACAUUCCCUCUGGGCAGGCCUGUGUGCCGAAAAAGCUGGUAAAUAAACAAAUUAAUUAAAUAAAUAGGAAGCCGCAUUCAACAUCAAUAACUGUUUUGUUAAUCAUUUAUUUCUAAGUUCUAAACAUCCUUACCUCCUCGUGGCUCUCUUCAAAACAUCCCUUUUUCUCAUCACAGUUUCAGAAUAUGAAUGGAUGUUUCAAAGUUCCUUGCUGAUACUCCACAAAGAGCAGAUGAAAUUCAUCGAGUAAUACUUUAUGCAUAUUUUUGCCUUUGGUUUUUUAGUUCUGCACUCGUGCGAAAAAAAAUAUUCUGACUAAUCUUCUGCGUCGUUGUCUUGCGUGACGUCCAUGCAAUAUACAAUCCGUUGACGUCACAGUGACUAGCGACAACAGUGUAUAUUGCCUGCCUCUUUCAAAUUGGGUUAACGCCAGCGGGUUAUGAAAACGUACCCCGGGGAUUAAAGCCACAGAUUUGUCAACCUACUGGACUGCAAAUCUUAAUUUUUCCUGUUAUCAUUGAAGUCAGAUUUGUCAAUAGUGAGUUUACGCUACCGGACGGCAGGAAGAAGAGGACGGCAAAACGCUUUUUUUUGACAAACGUGACAGGGCUAUCACUUGCGUGUUUUUGUCGUGAUCUUCACUUAUCAUUAAUUUUUUUUUGUUUUUUUUUUGACAAAAAGAUCUGUUAUAAAGGAAGGUGAAGAUCGGCGGAAAGGUUAUCUAACAAAAUUAUUGUCACGCUAGGUUUGCCGUCUUCUUUCCGUUCCAGUCCUGUUGCGUAAGAUAGUGUUUUCACUUUUCACUCACCUUCCCCCUCACCGUUACGCCUUGGAACAAGAAGAUUAAUGGCCAGCUAGCUAGUAUUCGUCAUACUUGAAAGUCGAAAGACACGUUUCGCUUUUUCUCAAGACUGUUUUGUCAACAGCCCUUACAGUUGGAAGAAAGUCGAAACUAAAAUUUGAACAACGAAGCCUGUUACUAGAUUACCGCAUAACUCGCAUAGUGGAAAGGCGAGAUCGCACGCAAAGUUUUAUUUUCAAGAUACCAAAAAAACGUACUAGAUCCUCCAGUGAUAUCAAAUUAAGUUUCAUAGUCAACUACAAGUCUAAAAGAUGUCAAAUGUUUCGGCCAGAUCCGAUAACCUAAGUGGUAUAUCAUAGAUAGAAAUGUAACAUCGGAGGUCAGUCCUCACGGACUGUUCAAUAUAUUUUGAUAACCGUGUAUUCCAUGCAAGGAUGCCCAAUCUUUGAUCUGCCGUAAAAUUCUUCAUAACAUAACAUUAGUAUUUUUUUAGUGUUAAUUUAAUCCUCUAGUUCAAACUCUUCUUUAAAGGAACUUUUUAAAACAACGACUUCUCGUCCGAAACACAGUACCAAAUGGUAUUUCGUAUUUUUGGAGGUCAACUAAGCGGAGGAUGAUUACACAAAAAAAUAUUACAGUACUUUGUCUUAUGGGAUUCGUUUGACAUCCUAUUAAUUAAUUUAGUAUAUAUAAGAUAUGUCAGAAUAAAGUAUUAAAAGAGAGGGUUAAACAAAUAAAAUUAAUCACUCACCUGUCGUUAUUAUUAUUCAUUACCUAACGACAGUUUUUGAAUUUAUUGAUUGGUUCAACAUCUUUCUGAGCCGGAAGCAAUUGAAGUAAUUACUGAAAGAACAGUUCUUUAUGAUAAUAAUACAUGACGUAUAGCGCACCUUCCGUAUAACUUCAAAAGCACAAUGAAAAGAGACAAAAAGGAAAGUUAUUUCUUCGCAGUAAUUGGAGCAAGCAAAGACUCAGUGCACUAUUAUAGCACUUGAAGUAAAGAACAGACUUGUAUAGCGUACUUUCGAAUAAUGGCAAGUAGACAAUAAAAGACAUAAAAAGAAAAGCUAUCAAUACUUUUAACAGUUCUUGCAGUAAUUAAUGGCAGCAAACCUUCUGCUUCGACUAUUGCCUUAUGAACUAUGGCAUUUAAAGAGGAUGAUUUUCCCCUGAUCUUACUGGUUUUCAGCAUUAUACUUUAUAUCACAGUUUUCAUUAUGUCUUUUGUUGGUAACUUAUGGAUCAUCGCGGUCACUUUCUACGCAACAAUCAAGCAAAGAAGACCGCAUAAUCAUUUUACGUGGCUCGUGGCGAAUCUGGCGUUCGCUGAUCUUGUUUUCACUCUUCUCACAAUUUUCAACACUAUCAGCUUUCAUUGGCGUUGGCCAGGAGGUGAUAGCACCUGCAAAUUUCAUGGGUUUCUUGUCGAGGCAACCUACACAACUUCCAUCUCAACGCUUGUUGUCAUAAGUUAUCAGAGACUGAAGGCUGUGAUUCACCCCUUUAAGGCUAAAUUUAGUUGCUGGGCUCGAAUGAAAUACAUGAAACUGGCCAUAAUUUGGGGCCUGUGCUUUUCUGUUUGUUCACCUUUGUUCUUCAUAUAUCGCGUGGAAACACAAAUAAACGGCGACAUAGUCUGUGUAACAACGACAUGGGGGGAUACUGGCCGACAAAUAUAUUACACUUUGCAUGGGACACUUUUCUUCGUCUUACCUUUGUUAUAUAUGAUUGUCACACAGACAAACAUUCAUAGCGCUCUUCAGCCAAGAGGCGUGCCUAUACGCAACAGUUUAGCUGAAGAAAUCAAACUAAGACACAGGAAAGUUGCCCGAACACUUGCAGCUCUAACUAUAGCGUUCGCAAUAUGUUGGUCACCUUUUAUGAUCACACGGACCCUACUUUUCUUUCAUUUGAAUUCAAUUGAUGUUGCUUGGAGAGCAUCUCAACUUCUGAUAUGCGUUAAUCCUGCUUUGGAUCCUUUGUUGUACGGCUACUAUGGUGGAAAUAUAAAAACCGUAUUAGGAAGAAUUCUGAGAGGUCGUUUUUCACGGCGACGGGUAUAUGAUGUUACUAGCAUGACUGUGUUUCAAUCAAACACAUCGACCUGAGACAGAUCGAUGAUUAAUGCCGUAAACAGACGGAAGCGAGAUCUGUUGAGGGGUUGAUUACCUUUAGUAACUUGGUGAAAAAAGAAAAUUGGUCUCAAUAAGCAACUUUAUGGCUAGUGUGGAUAGGCACAAACUGAACAAAAUCAACUGAAAACAAAGAAAACAUCUCUUUCCAGAUGAUCAAACAGCAGAUUUCCUUCGACAUCAAACCAGGAGAGCAUGGACCGAGACAAUUUAGAGGCCAACUAUUUUUUUUUUGUCAAUCAUUUUUUGCAAAGUCCUGAAAGUCAUUAUUAUAUUCUUCCUGAGUCGAAUCAGGGUGUUAAAGUAAAUAGUCUCCAGUUCGAAUAAAAGGCCUUUUAAAACAAAAAACAUCACAACGCAAUUUUUGGUUUAGAGUUUCCAAGACAAUUCCUAAUUUUUGGUGGAUAAGCAAAUCUAGCAUAAAUUUUAAUUUUCCGCUAAUUAUAAAACUUAAGAAGAAACAAAGAAAUUUUGAUAAUUUUUCUAAAGAACAUGUAUCUUCCAUUGAAUAAGGAGAUCCUGGACUUCUCCCCUUGGUGACACGAGUUCGUAGAGCCACUUUUUGUCUUCGUGGGUGAGGAGGAGAAAACAAGGCUCUGCCUGAUUUGCGUCAAGCCUUCGAAGUUGCCGCAGGCCGCGCGAGCAUCUGUUUAUUGAUAAACCUCUGAUCACAACUGAGCCCUCUGUACCAACCGCACGGCUAUAUGGCCUGGAUUCGAAACUGUAUCCUAGCGACACAAAGAGAAUGGUAAACAAGUCUUUUAAUCGAGCACACCAUAAUCGAGCAUGGCUAUGCUAGCAGGGUACUCCGAAGACGCUUCCUUGCGUCGGCUGGCUAACAUACACCGCUAGACUUCUCCCUCUUUCUCAGUUUGAAAACCCUUGCCAAGCUUUUAAUUUAUACCUAUCUUUGUCUUAAUUAAUUAAAAGUAUAUUCGGUAGCCUAAACAGUACGGUGAAACUGUAAUGACUAUUUUAAAUCAAUGAUUUCAAGUUGUAGUCUAUCAGGUUAAAUCUCAAAUUGUAUUUACUUGAGGUUAUAUGCACUUGCUGAUAUUCAGCUUCGAGUAAAAUAAGCUUCCAGAAGUCGUCACAGUUAGAUCGUUUAAAAUAUUGAGUUGCCAGUUACCGGAACUGACACGUCAACGAUACACGACGGUAGUAAAAAAUAUAACAGGAUGACUGUUCAUUCUAGAACACUGUUGCGUUACCGCUGAAGAGCUAUGGCUGUAAGCGACGGUUUUCCGUUCUCCGUUGUGAUCUUUCUUUGGUUCUUUUAUGUUACUGUUUUCAUUUUUUCAGUCGUUGGCAAUACAUGGGUAAUAAGAAACAGUUACAGGACAAUCAGGAAAAAAAAUUAUCACCCUUUUACGUGGCUUGUGGUAAAUUUGGCUUGUGCCGACCUCAUGUUUAUAUUUCUUACCAUUUUUAACACCAUUGGCGUUUUCUGGAAGUGGGUAGGCGGUGACAACACUUGUAAACUUCAGGGAUUUCUUGUCGAGGCAGCCUACACGACUUCCAUCAGUACCCUUGUGGUAAUUAGUUAUCAGAGACUAAAGGCCGUGGCCGACCCGUUCUACUUCAAUGCAAUAAAUAAAAGCAUGUCACAGAGAAAGUAUGUAACAUUGGCACUAAUCUGGAUCUUGUGCUUCGCUGUUUGUUCACCUUUGAUCUUCAUCUACCGUGUGGAAACACUCGAAAACGGAGACGUUGUUUGCGUUACUACAUCAUGGGGAAAUAAAGGCCGACAAAUAUACUAUUGUUUACAUGGAGCUUUCUUCUUUGUUCUCCCAUUGUUAUAUAUGAUAGUAACACAAACCCGUAUUUACCGCGCCCUUCGAGAUAGAGCAAUGCCAAGACACAGCUAUUCCCGCGAAGAGUCAAAUCAAAAACACAAGAAAGUCGCCAAAACUCUUGCAGCUUUAACUAUAGCUUUUGUUAUUUGCUGGUCUCCAUUUAUGAUCACAAGAACACUAAUUUACUUCCAUUUGGCGUCACCUGAUGUUGCUUGGAGAGCAUCUCAACUUCUAAUAUGCGUCAACCCUGCUUUGGAUCCCUUGUUAUACGGCUACUACGGUGGAAAUCUAAAAACUGUAUUAGGAAGAGUUCUAAGGUGCCAUUUAUCACGGCAACGGGAACAUGAUGUUACUAGCAUGACUGUGAUUCAAGCAGACACAGCAAACAUAUCGAGCAAUCAAAGUCUAGGACAGUUCUGUGACCGUUCAACAUAAUAGCCUGCCGGCAGCUUUUUGUCUAAAAUGUCAGGCACCUCUUACGUCCCACACCGCCCACGCCCAACGCUGCCAGGCGUCUCUCUCGUUUAGCCACCCAAUGGUGGGGGGAUGGGGCGAGUAGUAGGUAGCUGACAUUUCAGGCCCUGGUUGUUCAACGUUGGAUAGGGCCUGGGAUAGAGCUAUCCACGGGAUAAAUCACUAUCCAGUGGAAAUGAAAUAGGAGAACCAAUUGCGCUAUCCACUGGAUAGUGAUUUAUUUGGUGGAUAGCGCUAUCCAGCGUUUGAACAAUCGGGGUCACACCAGCAAGCUCUCCAACUGGUCGAGGAGUAGAUGUUAGGCGUUAGCGUCAUGCACACCGCGGCUUGCCUCACUCGCCACUUGAAACGGAGAGCUUGCUCGUAGUCUAUGAAAAUGGUAUGUACUACAUACAUUGUACACAUUUUUUAUUUAGUUUAGAAAAUACUUAUAGUGAAGUCAACACAUAUUUGUGGGGUCGUGUAACUAUCUUACUGGUGUUAAUAAAAAAUGAAUCUAUAAAACGUUCGGAAAAAUAGGGUACUAUACGGUAGUCCGCGACAUGUAAUUCUGUUCAGACUAGAAUAUUGCAAGUUAAGAAAUGAUAAAGAUGCAGAAUGGAAAUGGAAAACAAUUAAACUGUCCUUUAAACUUUGCAUAACUUUAAAUUUUUGUUUUCUUAAGUGCUCGCUGCUCUCGAGUUGUACUCUGUAAACUGCUCGCUGCUCGCAAAGCAAUUUUUUUUGUCCCUGCUCGUGCUCGCCAAAAAAAUCGUAGUGCUCGAAUGCUCGCGAGUGCUCGCAAAGACCAUUACAGGUUAUCGCUUUAAACUUGAACAUCCGGUCCCAGGCUGAAAACACUCUUGUCAAAAGAUACUUGUUCUCACAAAAGAGUUACUCAACCAACUGUUUGAUAGGGAAACUGAUCAUGAAACACUUCUCCAAGUCAUUUUCAUUUUCAUUAUCAUUAUCAUUAUCAUUAUCAUUAUCAUUAUCAUUAUCAUUAUCAUUAUCAUUAUCAUUAUCAUUAUCAUUAUCAUUAUCAUUAUCAUUAUCAUUAUCAUUAUCAUUAUCUGCCGAGUCUAAAAGAGAAAGACUAGGGAGCUGAAGCAACCAUUCCUAGGACGACGGCGAGGAUAACGACAUAAGAACAAUUGUUUUCAUUGGUAAAACAACAGCAUUGUACGGGCAUCACGCUUUUUGGUACAUUUUUUAGAUGUCAACCACAAGACCCCGACGUGAAAUUUGCUAUUGCGACGAUAAAAUUGACGACGUGAACACACACGACGACGAAGGUUUUGCUUUCUUUUUUAACUUGGAUGGAGUCCAUAAGAAUCCAGCUUCACUUGGCAAUAGAGGAUGGAAGAUCUAGAGUUUGAAAGAACGCAAAAUCAUUUGUUCAGGAGACCGGUUUGCUGACUGCCGUCGUCAUUGUGGUUGCUUAAUUUUAAGCUUCGCACUACUGAUAGCACAGUAGACAACAGAGGCACCCAACGAGAAUACAGGGGCACCCAACGGAUCUGUUCCUCACAAUAUCUGUUCUACAGCGAAAAUUUUGCUGGCUGGGAACUGAGGUUUCGGCUGUUCUCCUGGGAAGUAAAGUCUAUUGAAUCUACGGUCAAGAAUUUAUCAAAUGUAUCAAAAAUUCUUGCUGGAGGUAUUUUAUCCCUCUAAUUUCCUAGAAAUUUUCUUUGUGCGCGAAUUGUGCGCGCGGCUGGCGCGCGGAGUCGCGCGCUGAUGAUUUAUUUACCGCUGACCAAAAAAUCUGCACGUGGGCACCGUUGUUAGAAAUUAGAAAUCAGGCUACGCUCCGCCAUUGGAUAACUGGCAUCACUCGAAAUUUGGCGGUCUUUCCAGACGGUACGGUUCAGUGGCGGUUAGGACGGGCACCGCAGAAAUACGUUUUUGAAGGCGCGAUACAGUAUUUUGCUGGUCAGCGUCAUCUCUUUUUAAAAUUCAAAACACCGGUAACUUUGAAUUGGUUUUCAACGCGAGCCCGGUAGGCGAUAAAAAAACCCCAAAACUUAGAGCGAAAACUGAAAACUUAAUCUUUAAACUUCGCCUCUCGUUUCCUUCUUCCUUUUCACACAUUAUAUAUUGUGCCAAAGACAAACUGUGCUUGCACAGCGAGUGAAUUUUUUGAAAGUAUGCGGCGCGAUAGUCUUCGUGACACGAUGAUCGAUGUUGUGUGCAAAGGCCAAAAACAAGUAUAUUUCAAAAGGCUGUAGCUAUAUAGCGAUGCCUAUUAAGGACAUACCAACCUUCAAGUAUGCAGAGCUGGUGAGCUGGAGCCGUUUGAAAUGGUUUGCCAGGGUUACUUCGAUUUGAUACGAAGACAAGACGACCCCUUCAACUUGGUGACACGCUGCGAAGUUGCACGUUCAUACCAUCCCGUGCAAGUAUUUCAAACUCUAUAUAAAGCUGGUGCUUUGCUGCCGAAUUACACGUUGGUCUAAUAAGUGCCGAAUUGAAGCGCCAAAGAAGUCAAACAACUGGCCAAAAGUGAGAAAAAAACCGAAAAGAUCGCGACAAAAAAAAUCGUAAACAAGAUCACAAGGGGGUAAGUUUUCGAAUGACCAUUUUUUUGUUCGAUGCUGUACUGAAAGAAAUUUGUAAUGAAACCUUAAUUCUGGUUUAUGUAUAAAGGAUAAGUAUUUCAAUGCAUUAUUAUUUUUUUCUUUUCAGGAAUUCUUUUUUCUAUAAUAUUGAUAAUACAAAGUUUGAAAAUUAUUCACAAAGUUGUUUUGAAAUUCUUUUUGUGUUAUCAAAGUUUAAAAUAAUUAUUAUCCAUUGUUAUGAAUGCAGUAAACAUUUUAACUGAGCAUGUAAAUAUUUCUUAUUGACACCAGUUAAUGGUCUGGGGCAGGAUUAUUCACAUAAGUUACCAACAAUAAGAGUUGUUAGUUUUGUGAGAACCUAGGGAGUUUUGUUGCAAACAAAAUUAAAUGCCUCUGUAAUUUCCAUUAAUGCUGUCCACUCAUUUGUGCCUGAAGUGAUGUGAAGCAGAGAAGGCUGAUGGUCCUCUGGUUAUGAAUACAGUGGCAACCAAGAGUUUUGUUUGGAGUGAAUGUUUUAUUAAAAAUAACAUAAGAUGCCAAAUUGCAAAACAGUCCACAAAAUAAAUUUAAAAAAGGUACUAAACAAGCAUAGUAAAUGACCAUCUGAAGGAGGAAACAAAGUUGUCUGUGUGGAACAAACCAAUAAUUAUUAUGCACCAGAACCACAAACAACAGUAUGUGGAAAAAUACCUCUCUCAAUGAGGUGUGCUUCUCUAGCUUUGCGUACACUGACAUGUUCCACUCUUGUGUCCCAUCAGCAGAGUUCACACUACUGAUUGAUCAGAGAGGACCAGUUUGGUCCCAUGUUGUUAAAAUACCUGUUACCUAAGUAUUUUCUGUAUUGCUCAAUAUUUUUAAAGGAAUUAUAAACUAUGUUUUGUAACAAAUAGUUAAGCAUGUAUGCUAUUUAUGUCUUUCCCUCCUUUAUAUUACUAAAAACUGGGAUACUACAUUGGCUGAGCUCUGUUUAAUGGGCAAUUAAGACACAGAUGCCAUAUGGGUGAAAAUGGCUUUGGGACACACCAUAGCCGGCUUUAAUUUUAUUGUAAUAAACAGAAUCACAUGACUUGUGUACAAAACAGGUUUAUCAAGGGUACUUUCACCACAUUGGCUACAUAAAAAUUUUCAGCCCAGUACAUUGUAAAGGUGAGGGACUAAAAGGCCAAAUAAAAGAACAUGAGGACAAGGCAAAGGGAAGAAGGUAGGGAAAAGGUUUCGAUGUCCUUUCACACUGAAGUAACAAGGCAGAAUGACACAAAACUCUGCAUCCACAUGUGAUCAACAAUGCGCUCUAUAGGUGGGGGGGGGGGUACAAAGGAUUACCCCCAACCACUCACCCUGUCCUUAAUUGAUAAUCACUUAAAUUCAUGUGUCAUGUGCAAAACUCAUAUUAAUUUUAUUGAUUAAAACUACUUCUCGUAAAGACAUAAAAUUCUAUUUGUAAACAAAAAUUUCAUUUAAAAGCCACAACUCUAAUGGGCCAUCAAUUUAUUUGACAGAACCAACAUUCAAACAACAAGUUGAUGAUUUAAGCAAAGUCAUAAGUUAAUAUGGACAAAAUGAAAAGCAUGACUGACAUGAAUGGAGGUUUAUAGAAACAGAAGAAAAAGAAAAAUAGCCAAACGCACUAUGUUUAUUUUUUAAAUACAUCCAUUCUCUCUUUUCAAUUUGUGACAUUCUUUUUCCAUCUACUGCUGCUCGUUUGAAUCUCUUUUGCUACUAUCUGUAAGGCAGAAUAAAAAUUAAAUUAAACUUUUUAAGUUGACAAAUAUAGUUAAAGAAUAAAACAAGUUAAAACUGAUAAAUUGCUAACAUCUAAUAACCUCCUGUACAAGACCAUCAUCCCAACCCCAUUCUAUUAAAAGUGAAUGCAAUUUUGUUGUAUAUAUGCAAAAACAUUUGCCCCAACCUCAUUCUAAAAAAGAACAACCAAUGCAUACCGUACUUCCUCGAAUAAUAGCCACGGAUCCCUCAAUUAAUCGCCCUACCUCCAAUAAUCACCCCUAAGACAGAAAUAUUUCAAAUAAUCGCCUCCCUCAAAUAAUCGCCCCCCCCCACCCUUCUUGCCAUCUUCUAUUUGUUAAAUCCCCUCCCUGGAGUCUGGUGUGGCAAAACUCAUCAGUGAACAUUCAAGCUCUGAUGCUGAGGAUAUUGACGAUGAAAGGUAAUCAAGGAACCAACUCGGGAGCACUAAAAAAGCCCAUGUUCAGUUUAUUUGAUGUGAUCAUUUGUUGAUUCAAUGGGAAAAUAAAACAAAAUAUUUAGUGGACGACUUCCAGUGAGCAAUGUUUAAAAUAAUCGCCUCCCUAAAAUAAUUGCCUCCCCUUGAAUAAUUGUGCGAAAAUAAUAAUAAUCGCCCCCGGCUAUUAUUCAAGGAAAUACGGUAAACCUUCCAGAAACUUGGAAUCGGGAGAGUCAUAGUAAAUUCUGGAUGUAUUUGGAAGUAAAAGGAGGAAGGAAACACAGUGAUUAAGAAAUGGCUGUCUAAAUAAAAAUAUUAUUAUUGAACUGUCAAGGUGAAAUCGACAUUGAACAACAGAUAUGGACAAGCAAUUAUUUAUACACCCUUUGUUAGUUGCGGACUAAUAAUAAAUAAGGUGCUUCCAUGCUCCAUGAGGAAGAAAUGGCUUCAUUAUUAAUUUUAUAAGCUGAUCAAAGGACAAUGUUGAAUAACUAGCAAUAAAAUGGACUAAUUGUUAUAAAUGUACUUUAUUUUGAACGACUACUGUACGGUAAAACCCUCUUUCCCCCCCCACCUCCUUACCAAGAAAAAUAAAGACCACUGUAACUACCCUUAGGCAUAAAAAUAGAACCUGGAACCUUAAGCUGCUGGUUUGAUUAUUGAACUGAUGUGUGGUCAUUGAAUCGAUGUGUAGUCAUUUUUUCUUUCUUAACAUGCCUAGUGUAUAUAUGUUUACUGAACUCAUGUUGUGGUUAAUGAACUAUUUGUCUUUAUUGAACGAUGAAAAAAAGAAGUCGACGGCUAAACCAAGUCGACAAAAGCACGGUUAUGAAAGCUUAAUACUAACUUACGACAAAAUAUCAGAGUUGUAAAAUGAUGGUAAAAACGGCAGCUGAGCUGAGUAAGCUUAGCGUCUUGAAAUAAAAUUGUUGAUAAAUUUUCAAAGUGUCUUACCUCUAUCGCAUGUUAUGAAUGCAAAUGCUACACUUAAAAACCUUGCCAGUGUUCAAAAUCUUCUGCUUCUCUGGCUCUCCAUUGUAGCUUCUGGUACAUUUUUCCCAAGGCAAUUCAAACUGACUCGACGCAACGCUACACGAAGUUAAACUUACUUCGCUUCAGCUGUAUUUACAAGUCCUUUAGCUCGGUUUACGAUCUAUUAAAGAAAGCUAGUCUCAAAAAAGCGAAGACUGCCCGUUCAAUUCCACGAUAAAACCGACCUGUACGUAUUAUAAACACAUCUAGGCGAAGCAGCGAAGGACUCGCGAAGGACAAGAAAGCGAUCGAAAGAACUCAAAUACCGCUGACCAGGUGUUGUGACGUCACAAAACGUAUUUCUGCGGUGCUGGUUAGGACGAUUCAUGAGAUUCAUGUUUAUGCAAAAGGUAAGGUUUCUUUGAAUAUGCUGAAUAUAUUGUCUACUAUUAUGCAUGCAUUUUUAAUUCCCUUGUCUUACUUAUCUGCAUGUCACUAAAUGCCAUUAAAAUCGCUUCUCGGUUUUUUAGCGCGCAGCCGUUAGCUUUUCAAAACGAUUCGUCUUUUCUUAGUCUUAGUCUUAUUGUUAGUCAAGGGUUGGCUUAGUUUCAGUGUGUAUUGGUAGUUUUCGGAUGAAACCAUUUCGAAAAGCGCGAACGAGAUACUGGAGAUAAAAAGGAUGAGUAAUGAAUUCAAAUUCUUUAAUUGUAAAAUGUGCCUAGUCGUACAGGACAAUUAACCUCAUGUUUUUCUCAACCGUGUAAAUUGAUGUCACAAGGGGAAACAAACUUAAACAUUUCCUGUGUAAGCUCAUUUUUUUCUCCACUGGUCGAUGCUAUCAUAAUAUAAUUCAAUAACAUUAACCGAAAACUGUUUUUUAAUACUACCGUAGAUCGAGUCUUCUGAGGAGUGUGUUGUGAAAGAAUUAUUUCGGUGCAUAUUAGUUGGUGUCGUUUCUUUAUUUUGCUUUUAAUUAUUUACAGUGGCUUUCAUACUGAACCCUGAGCUGUAAUAUUUUCUGAUAAUGCUUGACAACGUCAACAAAACAUUUUGAAAAAGCUAACAAAACAGCCAGCAUGUGCUACAACGAGUUUUAACAGCAAUUGCAAUUCAAAAAUCCGACUCAUUGUGUUUUUGAAAAGUUGCAUUUUUUCGAUUCCAGAAUAUCAUCCUUUCUUUUAUUGUGUUGUACUUCUACGCUGUGUUGGAAAGAUUUUAUCUCAAUUCAAAUGCUGUGUAGUUGUACAUUUAAAUAUAUUUAUUUCAUUUAUCCUAAUGCUCAGUCAAUUCCAAGCAUACCCAUUCUCCCUGGGAAUUUUUCUGGCAUUUUGUUCCUACAGUGGGCAUUUUUCAUUGACAAAAGCUUCAUUUGGGUAGCAAAUUUUUCAUUGUUUAAUUAACCUUACCCCCUUAAGGGGUACCAUCUAAACUUGUACUUAUGUAUGCGCUCUGUAUAUGCCAUACUGUUUGCCAAGUCUACCAUGGAAAGUUUAUCUUAUAAAGUAAUUUUGGGUUGUAAAGUUGUCCUCUUUGCAGUGUCUUUGGGGACUGUAUGGAUAUCAGGAAAACUGUAAGGUUGCUUGCUGAGUUAAGUUGUUAAGUAUGUUUACUGUGAAACUCACAAAACCAUGAACAUCAGAAAUAUUUAUGGAAUAUUAUUUUGUUACGAGAAUCAGGCAAUAAGGCGCGAGAUAACUUACACACAAACAACAAUGGUAAUUAGUUUGUGGUUUAGAGUUUUGCUUGCAUAUUCCUGAACUUAAUUGUGUUUGGCCAGUACACAAUCAACAAUCCUGAAAAUUUUGAGGUGUUCACUGUUUUCGGAGUUUGACAGUAACAAUUUUCAGCUUUUUACAAGGUGACGUACAUGUAACUUCUGCUUUGAUACUGGGGCAUUUGUUCCAACUUUUAUUUCCAUGGUGAGGUUUUGUAUGUAUCUACUGGCCCCACAGUGGGAGCAGGCAUUUGCAGCUUUCGAAUUAAAAAAUGACAAAUGCCUGUGGAGGGGGGUGGGCAUGUUUAGAAUUGACUGAGUCAUAAAGAAGCUUAUCCUCUGUAAUCCUUUUACCUAUACAGCCCUAUUUGUAUUAAGAAGUUUCAUUAUGAUUUAUUAACCCACCCCAUGUACCCUCACAUUAAAACAAUAUAGCUCUAGAAUGGUAGUACGUUACAUGGAUAAUUCAUGUUUUUGUAUUUGCUAUCUUACUUAACCCACACUAAGAUUUGUUACAAGUGUCUUUUUAGAAUAGAUACUGCAGAAUUAAACAAUGGCUGCAACAGGUCAAGUUUGAAAUAAUACGUCUAGGCUGAUUAAUAUUAACUGAAAAACACAAUAUUCCAAGUUGGUUUUCUCAUCCUUAUAGCUCUCAUUGAUAUAAAAAAGGAAACACUAUGGAAUAAGUUCUACAUUCAAGAGACUAAAACUCAGCUUUUGAGUCCUAGUAGUGCAGCAUACACUUUUCUCUCUGCAGUAAUUUCAAUACAUAUUCUAAGAAACAGAUAAUAAUAAAUAAGAAUUUAGUAGGAAAUUACAAGUAUGCAAUUGUUAUACCAUGUUAACCUGGAUAUCCUGAUAUUUCAUACAUCAUAUUGAAGUUGGAUGUGACCCUGGACAAACACUGACCUAUUUAUUAUUAUUUUUGUCUGUUGUCUAAAUUUAAUAUUAUUUUCCCCAUAUUCAUCAUCAGAGGUAGAGUAAUAUUGUGCCAUGUACAUCAGCAAUUAGUGCUGCACAAAUGGGAAUAAUAAUGAAAAUAAUAAUAAUGUUUUUCUGUUUCUUUUUCUUAAGCUUGUCGUGACAGGAGAGGAAAUUUGACUUGAGCCCAGGUAAACAUUUAUUUUAUGAGUAAUAUAAUUAAUGUAUGUUAUGGUAUCAAUCAGAACAGGAAUGUCAACAUAAGAUCUUUUUGUAGUCAAUGGAUCAGUGAAGUACCAUAAUGAUUAAUCAUGAAAUUUAAUUUAUCCUAGUACAAAGGACAGGAAAGAACAUUAUGGAAACAUACACAUGUAAAGAAUGAUAAUUGAACUUUGAUGCUGCUACAAACAUCUUUGAAAAUUCCCCUUAAAAAACAAUUUAUUGAUUUACUUAUAAAAAGACAUUCGUUUCUGUAGACAUGUACCUGGUAGGUGUGAAGAUAAUGCAUCAUUGAACUGUGUUGUAUAGUGUAUUUUGGUAAUUUUAGCAAUGGAUCUUUGAUUUCCUUUUCGCAUAUAGCGGCAGACAGUCAACCACUGGGUCAUGUUUAAACUUUUUUUACCUUAACCUGCCUGACAGUAGAGUAAGUCUAUGUAAACAGAACACUAUUCCUCUCACUAAAGGGCUUGCUCAUGUUUGAGUAUUCAUUGGUCAUUUGUCCUUGUGACUGUUUCUCCUGCUGUAGGUGGGGCUAGAGUUGUGACAACGAGCAUUCUUUGUCUGUUCGUCCUUGUGACCCUCUCUCCUGCCAUUAGGUGGGGCUAGAGUUGUGACAACGAGCAUUCUUUGUUUGUUCGUCCUUGCGACCCUCUCUCCCGCUGUAGGUGGGGCUAGAGUUGUGACAACGAGCAUUCUUUGUCUGUUCGUCCUUGCGACCCUCUCUCCUGCCAUUAGGUGGGGCUAGAGUUGUGACAACGAGCAUUCUUUGUUUGUUCGUCCUUGCGACCCUCUCUCCUGCCAUUAGGUGGGGCUAGAGUUGUGACAACGAGCAUUCUUUGUCUGUUCGUCCUUGCGACCCUCUCUCCCGCUGUAGGUGGGGCUAGAGUUGUGACAACGAGCAUUCUUUGUUUGUUCGUCCUUGCGACCCUCUCUUCUGCCAUUAGGUGGGGCUAGAGUUGUGACAACGAGCAUUCUUUGUUUGUUCGUCCUUGCGACCCUCUCUCCUGCCAUUAGGUGGGGCUAGAGUUGUGACAACGAGCAUUCUUUGUCUGUUCGUCCUUGCGACCCUCUCUCCUGCCAUUAGGUGGGGCUAGAGUUGUGACAACGAGCAUUCUUUGUUUGUUCGUCCUUGCGACCCUCUCUUCUGCCAUUAGGUGGGGCUAGAGUUGUGACAACGAGCAUUCUUUGUUUGUUCGUCCUUGCGACCCUCUCUCCUGCCAUUAGGUGGGGCUAGAGUUGUGACAACGAGCAUUCUUUGUCUGUUCGUCCUUGCGACCCUCUCUCCUGCCAUUAGGUGGGGCUAGAGUUGUGACAACGAGCAUUCUUUGUCUGUUCGUCCUUGCGACCCUCUCUUCUGCCAUUAGGUGGGGCUAGAGUUGUGACAACGAGCAUUCUUUGUCUGUUCGUCCUUGCGACCCUCUCUCCUGCUGUAGGUGGGGCUACAGUUAAGACAACGAGCAUUCUUUUACUGUUGAUUCUUUUGACCCUCUCUUCUUCCACACGUGGUGUAAGGCUUCUGAAGAUGGGUGCUGUUAGCUUGGCCUUAUUAUCAGUUAUUUGUCCUUCUCAACUUUUUUUUAAAAUCAUUUAUCCCUUUUUUGUUUUGUUUCAACUAGGGUAACUGUCUCAGAGCUGUUUUAAUAAAUUCCUAAAUAACUUUCUUGUUUAAUUUGGAAGACAUGGUUAUAUUUUUACUGCUGAUGUGUGUACAAUGGUCUUCAUUUUUUAUGUUAUUUUACAAUGAUUUUUGUGCAAGUUGCAGAUGUAGUGUGGAUUGCAGAUACUGAUUCAUGGUUUAUGCGGUACAUUUAUGUAAAUUUUUUUAAUCUUCACUAGAAAUUUCAUGUUUCAAUUAUAACUGUAUUUAAUGCGGUUAAAGUUGCUCAACCAAGAAGUAAAAUGUUCUAGCCCUUAUUUAGUAUGUGUAUGUUUAGAAAUGGAAAAAAUAAAGAGCAGUUAUUGAGGAGCUCUGUUUUAAGGAAAAAGCUUUAACAUACAGACAAGAAGAGAAAUGCAAUUUCAACCAUGUUUUCAGAAAAUAUAACCAAAUUUGGGAAAAGUUGAUUUAAUUAAACCUCUCUACAUGCCCGUGAUGGAUGAUGUUGAUAGCAACAAAUUUUAUUAUUAUUAUUAUUUUUUAAACAAAAAACACUUGUCUGUUGUAAUUAUAUUUUACACCUCUUUCAGCUGGAUUUAGUAGGUUUUCUUUAAUAUUCAUCUAAUGGUUCUUUUUUUCCUUGUUUUUAGAUUUAAGUGUUUUAGGUUUUUUGUGGAAGCACCAACUGCAGAACAAACUUAUCGGGUUGUAAAGGAAAGGUAUCUUAAGGUUGCCAAUAGUCACGAUAAAGUGUUAUAUCUGCAUGUUCUUGGUAAAUGCAUUCUUUUCGUCCAUCUUACAUAAUAGUGUUACACAACUGUUAAAAAAUUCUUAAUUAAAACAUUCCAGUUUUGGCGGAGCGCAAGUUCACCGUUGUCAAAACCUAUUAAACCGCCUGAUGUAUUAUAUUUAAGUUGGACUGAAUAGGAUUCACAAAAGGUACAUCUAGGGAAGCUUUAGUGAUGUUCCUUUUUCAUUACCAUUGUAGUUGUUAGUAUUCUUGGUUGACAAGCGAGAGGUAAGGCUGUGUGUUAUUAAUUUUUACCGUAUAUACUCGAAUCAGCGCCGCAAUUUCCAAGCAAGCCUGCGGCGCUUAUUUGAAUACUGAUGUCUUUUUUUUCUGCUGGCUGGUAAACAUGGAAAAGGCCGCUCUGCUGGCUGGGAGAAUAGCCAUCUAACCUGCUGGGAGUGAGGAACAGAUAAAUUCUUUCCAGCAACACAGAAAAGCGCUUGAAAAUGCCUUAAAAGCGUCUAAAUUUUCGUUUUCUGUAGUUAACGGCUCAUUUUCAGAAAAAUAUUCGUUGGGUGCCCCUGAGAAUAUGGCUCAAAACCACUUAAAAAUAGCAUUCUUAAACGUAUUUUAGUAUUUAAACGGUCGACAUAGACAUAUUUCUAUCCCCUAAAAAUUUUUCAUCUGUUCGGAUUUCCUAGCUGAAAGUCUAGUGAUCCGAAAAUUAUAGCGAUCAAAACGUACCUUUUCGAAAAUUUCAUGACUUUUUUAGGGUAAAAAUCCGUUAUAAAUGGGCAAUUAUACCAUUCUUUAGAUGUUCGAAAAUCCUAGUAGAAGCAGACAAGCAGGAAAUUUUACGAAAAUGUUCCGCAAAUUCUAGAUCUCAAAUCGUCUUCCGAACAGAUAUUUUCCAAAAAUUGACGCUGGUUGCACCUUAGACAACGCGAUCUUCCUCUCCCGUAUCUUUGUGGUAAUUACAAUAGUUAAAAACGUAUUUAUGUGUUAAAUAGCCUGAAUUAAAUUAAGACUACUAUACUCUUUUAAUUAAUGAUUCCAAGUCUAACAGAUUAAGUUUCAAAUUGUUUUUACUUAACAGGUUAAAUUUCCAUUUGUUUUCACUUAAUUUUCAAGUUUAAAUAUCGUUUUAAGUUAAGCUUCUUUCAAACCAGCUUAAAUAGAAACUUCGAGUAUUAUUAGCCUCCAGUAAUCAAAAUAGAUUGCAAUAUUGCCUUGUUAGUCUUUCCGGAAACACGUCAGCGAUAUACGACUCGCAAAAAACAAGUUUCUCAUCGUGAUUUCAGCACGACCAAUGUUCAUUCUAGAAAACUGUCGCAUUUGUUACUGAAUGAGCCAUGGCUGAUAGCGACGGUUUCCCGCUCGCCAUAAUAGUCUUCCUUUGUAUAUUUUACAGCACUGUUUUCAUCUUAGCAGUUGUUGGUAAUACUUGGGUCAUAGGAAACUGUUACAAGACAAUCAGGAAGAAAAAAUAUCACGCUUUUACGUGGUUUGUGGCAAAUUUAGCUUGUGCGGAUCUCGUAUUCAUAUUUCUUACAAUUUUCAACAUCGUGGGCUUUUUCUGGAAGUGGGUAGGCGGUGACAACACUUGUAAACUUCAGGGAUUUCUCAUCGAGGCAACCUACACGACUUCCAUCAGUACCCUUGUGGUAAUUAGUUAUCAGAGACUAAGGGCCGUGGCUAACCCUUUGGAUUUCAAUGCAAGAAAUAAGGACAUGUCACAGAAAAUAUACGCAACAUUGGCACUAAUCUGGAUCUUGUGCUUCGCUGUUUGUUCGCCUUUGAUCUUCAUCUACCGUGUGGAAACACUCGAAAACGGAGACGUUGUUUGCGUUAAUACAUCAUGGGGAAAUAAAGGCCGACAAAUAUACUAUUGUUUACAUGGAGCUUUCUUCUUUGUUCUCCCGUUGUUAUAUAUGAUAGUAACACAAACCCGUAUUUACCGCGUCCUUCGAGAUAGAGCAAUGCCAAGACACAGCUAUUCCCGCGAAGAGUCAAAUCAAAAACACAAGAAAGUUGCCAAAACUCUUGCAGCUUUAACUAUAGCGUUUGCUAUCUGUUGGUCACCCUUUAUGAUUACACGAACACUAAUUUACUUCCAUUUGGCGUCACCUGAUUUUGCUUGGAGAGCAUCUCAACUUCUGAUAUGCGUCAACCCUGCUUUGGAUCCCUUGUUAUACGGCUACUAUGGUGGAAAUCUAAAAACUGUAUUACGAAGAGUUCUGAGGUGGCAUUCAUCACGGCAACGGGAACAUGAUGUUAAUAGCAUGACUGUGAUUCAAGCAAACACACUAAACACAACGAGCAAUCAAAGUCUAGAUCAGUACUGUGAACGUUCAACAUAAAAGCCUACCAGCAGAUUUUUGUCUAAAAUGUUAGGCGCCUCUUACGUUCCACACCGCCCACGCCAAACGCCGCCAGGCGUCUCUCUCGAUUAGCCACCCAACGGUGGGGGGAUGGGGCGAGUAGUAGGUAGCUGACAUUUCAGGCGCUGGUUGUUCAACGUUGGAUAGGGCCUGGGAUAAAGCCAUCCACGGGAUAAAUCACUAUCCAGUGGAAAUGAAAUAGGAGAACCAAUUGCGCUAUCCACUGGAUAGUGAUUUAUUUGGUGGAUAGCGCUAUCCAACGUUUCAACAAUCGGGACCAGACCAGCAAGCUCUCCAACUGAGGUAGAUGUUAGGCGUUAACGUCACGCCCACCGCGGCUGGCUUCACUCGCCACUUUAAACAGAGAGCUUGCUCGUAGUCUAUGAAAAUGGAAUGUACUACAUACAUAUCAUUGUGCACAUUUUUUAUUUAGUUUAGAAAAUACUUAUAGUGAAGUCAAUACAUAUCUGUGGGGUCGUGUAACCACCUUACUAUAGCGUUAAUAAAAACUGAAUUAAUAAAACGUUAGGGAAAAUAGAGUAUUAUACGGUGGUACGCGGCAUGCAAACUGUUCAGAUUACGGAUAUUGCAAGUUAAGAAAUGAUAAAGGUGCAGAAUGGACAUGGAAAACAAUUCAAUUCAUGAUCAGGCCUAAUGUUCUCUUUUAAAGCGAUAACCUGUAAAAGUUGUCUUAUUUUACCGUAUUUUGGUAAACCGUCGUUUCAACUUUGCAUAAAUUCUAAUUUUUGGCAGUUUCUUAAUCUAAAAAAAAUUAAUAGUUGUUAACUACAUUUUCUUUUGAACAAACAAAGCAUUGACAAAGACGCUCUUUAAGGUGGCUCCGUAAUUAAUACAAGAGCAUUUUGCUGUGACAAAUUUUCCGUCAUAACUUUUUGGUUCUUAACGCGAUGACUGCGAAACUUUGCAAAGAACAACAUAUAUCAUUCGGCAAUAAUACGAAAUAUUCCGAUUUCAUUGAUGGUAAAUAUUUCUUGAGAAAUUAGCGCUUAAAAGGACCCUACUGUUCGAAGAAAAUCGCGUCUAGUAAAAAAAUUUGCUGAUAUUUUUUACUGAAAUUUCUGGUAUCGGCUUUAAUUGAUAUAUAAAAAGGUACUUUUUAGUUUUAGAAGCACCAUAAAUUGCUCCAAACCUUGCUCUGAAGUAGAAUGACUUGUUCUUCGACAUUUUAAAAUAUCCCUUUGCAGUUUUGGCUCAAACUCCUGCUGCAUACAUUUUGAUGUAUUGCAAUUCAUUUUCAACGACUUUUACUGCUGUUCGUUGCUUCCAACUCAGGAAAAAAGUAUUGAGAUUGGACGCUACCUCGUAUCAGAGCUCAGAUAGAACUGUCCAGCACCUUUGUUUAUGACUACAAAAUGAGCACGAGCGGCAGUUCUGCGAGGUGCCGCACCUCACCCAGGGGGACGAACGACAAUGAUGACCAUGCCUGUGAACCGAAUAACAUCACAGUGCAAAAUAAAAUUAUCGCAAAAAUACUGCCCGUGAAUAAAUUUACAACUCUGAAAUUUUUGUCACUCCUUCCUUCAAUGAAUGGGUAUUUUUCUUGAUUAUUAUGUUUUGCUCUGCAAUACAUGUUUAUACAGAUCUUAAUUACCUCAGACGACUACAACGCCACCGGGAUCAUGGGGCGGAAAUUAACAUGGAGUUGACAGAGGUUGAGGUAAAUCGUGGAAUGUUAAUUAAGCUCAACUAUAAAUUAAGCAUUUUUUUCAGGAGGUAUUUUUUCUUAACAAAAGCCUAUUGUUGAGGCAAUACUUUAGGGAACUUUAGGGCACAUCUUAGCUUAGAAAAGACGACGACGACCCACCACGUGACCUGCAAAUAACUGCCUACAAAUAAUGGUCUGCUCAUGCGCAAUGCCGUCCAACUGCGUUUGGCAACAAAUAAUAUUCUGUACAUGAGUAAAGGAAACCUUGUUUUCUCUUUCUUGCGAUCGCUCUUACGUGAAAAUGGCAGAUCGCUUUGCUUCCCGAGGAUAUUCAUUAAAAAAACAAACUCGGUGAUCGAAUGAUAAAACAAUUAUUGAACUCGGUUAUCGCAGAAUCACGAUAUUUUGCUCAACCUCGUCCAAUAACGGUUAAUUAUAGGCAUUAAAACAACAGCAUUGCACGUGCAUCACGCUUUUUGGCACAUUUCUUAGACGUCAGCCACAAGACCCUGACGUGAAAUUUGCUAUUGCGACGUAAAAUUGACGACGUGAACACACGACGACGAAUGUUUUACUUUCUUUUUGAACUUGGAUGGAGUCCAUAAGAAACCAACUUCACUUGGCAAUAGAGGAUGAAAGAUCUAGAGUUUGAAAGAACGCAAAUUCAUUUGUUCAGGAGACCGGUUUUCUGACUGCCAUCGUCGUUGUUGUUGCUUAAUUUUAAUCUUAAUUUAAUUUUAAUUUUAAUUUUAAUUUUAAUUUUAAUUUUAAUUUUAAUUUUAAUUUUAAUUUUAAUUUUAAUUUUAAUUUUAAUUUUAAUUUUAAUUUUAAUUUUAAUUUUAAUUUUAAUUUUUAUUUUUAUUUUAAUUUUAAUUUUAAUUUUAAUUAAUAAUACUGAUAGCACAGUAGACAACAGGGGCACCCAACGAGAAUAUGGCUCAAAACCACUUAAAAAUAGCAUUGUUAAACGUAUUAUAGUAUUUAAACGGUAGAUAUAGGCAUAUUUUUAUCCCCUAAAAAUGUUUCAUCUGUUCGGAUUUCCUAGCUGAAAGUCCAGUAAUCCGAAAAUUAUAGCGAUCAAAACGUACUUUUUCGAAAAUUUCACCCAGAAUAAAGGCUCCCGAAAAUUCUAGGUGACCUUUUUAGGGUAAAAAUCCGUUCAAAAUGGACAAUUAUACCAUUCUUUAGAUGUUCGGAAAUCCUAGGAGAGGCAGGCAAGCAAGAAAUGUUACGAAAAUGUUCCGAAAAUUCUAGAUCUCAAAUCGUCUUCCGAACAGAUAUUUUCCGAAAAUUGUGCCCCUGAGACAACGCGAUCUUCCUCUCCCCUGUCUUUGUGGUAAUUAAUUAGUUAAAAACGUAUUUAUGUGUUAAAUAGCCUGAAUUAAAUUAAGACCACUUACUCUUUUAAUUAAUGAUCCCAAGUCUAACAGGUUAAAUUUCAAAUUGUUUUUACUUUACAGGUAAAAUUUCCAUUUGUUUUUACUUAAUUUUAAAUAUUUAAGUUUAAAUAUCGUUUUAAGUUAAGCUUCUUUCAAACCAGCUUAUAUUGAAACUUCGAGUAUUAUUAGCCUUCAGAAAUCAAAAUAGAUUGCAAUAUUGCCUUGUUAGUCUUUCCGGAAACACGUCAGCGAUAUACGACUCGCAAAAAACAAGUUUCUCAUCGUGAUUACAGCACGACCGCAGUUCAUUCUAGAACACUGUCACGUUUGUUACUGAUGAGCCAUGGCUGAUAGCGACGGUUUCCCGCUCGCCAUAAUAGUCUUCCUUUGUAUAUUUUACAGCACUGUUUUCAUCUUUGCAAUUGUUGGUAAUACUUGGGUCAUAGGAAACUGUUACAAGACAAUCAGGAAGAAAAAAUAUCAUACUUUUACGUGGUUAGUGGCAAAUUUAGCUUGUGCGGAUCUCGUAUUCAUAUUUCUUACAAUUUUCAACAUCAUUGGCUUUUUCUGGAAGUGGGUAGGCGGUGACAAUACUUGUAAACUUCAGGGAUUUCUCAUCGAGGCAACCUACACGACUUCCAUCAGUACCCUUGUGGUAAUUAGUUAUCAGAGACUAAGGGCCGUGGCCGACCCUUUGGAUUUCAAUGCAAGAAAUAAGGACAUGUCACAGAAAAUAUACGCAACAUUGGCACUAAUCUGGAUCUUGUGCUUCGCUGUUUGUUCACCUUUGAUCUUCAUCUACCGCGUCGAAAUACGUGACAAAGGAAACAUUGUUUGCGUUAACACAUCAUGGGGGAAUAAAGGCCGACAAAUAUACUAUAGUUUACACGGAGCUUUCUUCUUUGUUCUCCCGUUGUUAUAUAUGAUAGUAACACAAACCCGUAUUUACCGCGCGCUUCGAGAUAGAGCAAUACCAAGACAAAGCUCCUCCAGUGAAGCGUCAAAUCGAAAACACAAGAAAGUUGCCAAAACACUCGCAGCUUUAACUAUAGCUUUUGUUAUUUGCUGGUCUCCCUUCAUGAUCACACGAACACUAAUUUACUUUCACUUAGCUUCCCCCGGUCUCGUCUGGAGGGCAUCCCAACUUCUGAUAUGCCUAAAUGCUGCAUUAGAUCCAUUGCUUUAUGGGUACUUU
Molecule: messenger RNA, 24304 nt
Organism: Porites lobata
Lineage: Eukaryota; Metazoa; Cnidaria; Anthozoa; Scleractinia; Poritidae
Source: the annotation of a GenBank genome assembly